AUGACAUCUGUCCCCCUCCCAGGUGACCGGCUCCUGCAGGUGGAUGGAGUGAGUCUGUGCGGCCUCACCCACAAGCAGGCUGUGCAGUGCCUCAAGGGUUCUGGGCAGGUUGCAAGACUGGUCUUAGAGAGAAGAGGCCCCAGGACCACACAGCAGAGUCCUUCUGUUAAUGGCACGAUGGGAGAUAGAGGCACCGCUGUUUCCUUGGCAACAGCCUUGCCCGGCAGGCCUGCAAGCUGCAUCUCAGUGACAGAUGGUUGUAAGUUUGAAGUCACUCUGAAAAAGAAUGCCAGUGGCUUAGGAUUCAGCUUCAUGCAGAUGGAGAGAGAGAGCUGCAGUCAUCUCAAGAAUGAUCUUGUGAGAAUUAAGAGGCUCUUCCCGGGGCAGCCGGCUGAGGAGAACGGGGCCAUUGCCGUUGGUGACAUUAUCCUGGCAGUGAAUGGAAGGCCCACAGAAGGCCUCGUCUUUCAGGAGGUGCUCCAUUUACUGCGAGGGCCAUCAGAGGAAGUCACACUCCUACUUUGCCGACCCCCUCCAGGUUCACUGCCUGAGAUAGACCAGGGAUGGCAGACACCCGUGCUCUCGGCAGACAAAGAAUUCACCAGGGCAACUCGCACUGACUCUGAGCAGAGCCCCAGUCUGGAUCAAGAGGAUGGCCGUAGGGACAGUGCCUCCCCCGAUGCGGGGGAAAGCCUGGGUCCUGGGCCAGAGUCUUUCCAAAAGGCCACUGGUGAGGCACAACGGGACCAGGACAUAGAGAGACCCUGGGCCACUUCCUCGAUGCGACCGCAGGACUUCCCCCCUCAUUUAUGCAGACCUCAGCAAGAAAUGGAUGUCUCAGCAUUGGCCACCUCUUUGGAAAGGGAUAUGAAGCAAAACUGCUAUUCGGUUUGUGAUAUCAGGGGACUUGAAAGAUUUUCCUACUCACCCUCUCUAACCAGGCUUUCGACAGAUAUUUUCUGA
Messenger RNA from Hyaena hyaena (striped hyena), 963 nucleotides. RefSeq names its product putative protein FRMPD2-like. Lineage: Eukaryota; Metazoa; Chordata; Mammalia; Carnivora; Hyaenidae. The transcript is spliced from 6 exons. The record is from RefSeq and is a predicted model, not a curated record. The coding region runs from base 1 to 963 and encodes 320 amino acids. Gene Ontology annotation, molecular function: protein binding.